UAAGCCGCUCUCCAUUUACAUUCCUGCGCUGGCUGCAGGGGAAAGCCUCCUGGCUAACCAGGAGGAAGGGGCGGGGCGGGGCUCAAAGCGGAAGUCCCUUCGCCCGCUGACGUCACACGGAAGGGGCCGAGCUCGCGCCUAGGAAGCAUGGCACUCUGGCGGGCAUACCAGCGGGCCCUCUCUGCUCACCCAUGGAAAGUACAGUUCCUGACAGCUGGGUCCCUGAUGGGCCUGGGUGAUGUUAUCUCACAGCAGCUGGUGGAGAGGCGAGGUCUGAAGGAACACCAGAUUGGCCGGACCUUAACCAUGGCCUCUCUGGGCUGUGGCUUUGUGGGCCCUGUCGUAGGAGGCUGGUACAGGGUUUUAGACCGGCUCAUCCCUGGCACCACCAAGGUGGACGCACUAAAAAAGAUGUUGUUGGAUCAGGGGGCCUUUGCCCCAUGUUUUCUAGGCUGUUUCCUCCCACUGAUAGGGACACUCAAUGGACUGUCAGCCCAGGACAAUUGGGCCAAACUCCAGCAGGAUUAUCCCGAUGCCCUCCUCACCAACUACUGUCUCUGGCCUGCUGUGCAGCUAGCCAACUUCUACCUGGUCCCCCUUCAUUACAGGUUGGCUAUUGUCCAGUGUGUUGCUGUCAUCUGGAACUCCUACCUGUCCUGGAAGGCACAUCGGCUCUAGGUCUGCCUCACUCCACUGCUUCUACCUUGCAGUGAUACAGCUUGACUCUGGUCAGAUGACAUCCUCAAAGUGGGCACAUUGGUUUUCAUGGAGUUCGGUUGCUGGUCACAACUUAAUGGGGUUAGCACAAUGAAAUGGUCCAUUUCGCUCUAAAAUAUAAACUGACUCCUUUUUGAAUUCACUGAAA
Messenger RNA from Pteropus alecto (black flying fox), 865 nucleotides. It is a transcript of the gene MPV17, whose product is annotated as MPV17, mitochondrial inner membrane protein. Gene Ontology annotation, cellular component: cytoplasm; membrane. The record is from RefSeq and is a predicted model, not a curated record. The transcript is spliced from 8 exons. The coding region runs from base 148 to 678 and encodes 176 amino acids. Lineage: Eukaryota; Metazoa; Chordata; Mammalia; Chiroptera; Pteropodidae.